GUCCGGAGGAAGCGCUGCUCGUCUGAGAGCAGCUGCGGGUCCAGGGGAAAGUCAUCGGAAAAGUGGGAGGGGAGGAGGGAGGGAGCGGGAUGACGAGUCCCCGGCUGCGGCCCGCCGGGCUCGGACGGUUCGUCCUGCUGUGGCUGCUGCUGCUGCCGCCGGCGCCGGGGCCCGGGGUCCAGGCCAGGAGGGCCGGGCCCGCGCCGCGCUGCCCCGCCGCCUGCGAGCCGGCGCGCUGCCCCCCGCUGCCGCCCUGCUCGGCGGGGGCGGCGCCGGUGCCCGACCGCUGCGGGUGCUGCCGCGUCUGCGCCGCGGCCGAGGGCGAGGCCUGCGGCGGGGCGCUCGGCCGGCCGUGCGCCCCGGGGCUGCAGUGCCGCGCGCCGCUCGCGCCCGGGCUCCUGGGUGGCGGCCGGCUCGGCACCUGCGGCUGCCCGGAGGCGGGGGCGGCCGCGCGCGGCGGCGACCGGCGCACCUACCCCAGCCUGUGCGCGCUCGGCGCCGAGAACCGCGCGCUCCCGGCCGCGCCGGAGCGGAAGGGGGACUGUGGGGACCCAGGGACCAGAAGUGCAGGCUGCCUCAGGAGCAAGUACAACUUCAUCGCCGCGGUGGUGGAGAAGGUGGCCCCGUCUGUGGUUCACUUACAGCUGUUCCGCAGGUCACCUCUCAGCGGUGAAGCUAUUCCUGCAUCCAGUGGCUCUGGAUUCAUAGUGUCAGAGGAUGGGCUCAUUGUUACCAAUGCCCACGUCCUCAGGAACCAGCAACGGAUCCAGGCGGAGCUCCAGAGUGGGGACCGGUAUGAAGCCACUGUCAAGGACGUUGACCAUAAAUUGGAUCUUGCCCUGAUUAAGAUUGAGCCAAAUACUGAACUUCCUGUAUUGCUGCUGGGAAAGUCAUCUGACCUGCGAGCUGGCGAGUUCGUGGUGGCCCUGGGUAGCCCGUUUUCACUGCAGAACACAGUGACGGCAGGGAUUGUCAGCACUACACAGCGAGGGGGCAAAGAGCUAGGGCUGAAGGAUUCAGACGUGGACUAUAUCCAGACGGACGCCAUAAUUAAUCAUGGGAAUUCUGGGGGGCCUCUGGUGAACUUGGAUGGUGAUGUGAUUGGCAUAAACACACUGAAGGUGACCGCAGGAAUCUCCUUUGCAAUUCCCUCCGAUCGCAUUCGACAGUUCUUGGCAGGAUUCCAUGAGCGCCAGUUGAAAGGGAAGGCUCUUUCACAGAAGAAAUAUCUGGGUCUGCACAUGCUGCCCCUCACUCUGAACCUGCUUCAAGAAAUGAAAAGGCAAGAUCCAGAUUUCCCUGAUGUGACCUCUGGGGUUUUUAUAUAUGAGGUGAUUCAAGGAACAGCUGCUGAAAGCUCUGGGUUGAGAGACCAUGAUGUAAUUGUCAGCAUAAAUGGACAACCUGUCACCACGACAACCGAUGUGAUUGAAGCUGUUAAGGCCAGUGAUUUGCUUUCCAUCCUGGUUCGUCGGAAGAGUCAAACUUUGAUCCUGACAGUCAGACCUGAAAUAAUCACUUGAGUGUCUUG
This is a messenger RNA of Hippopotamus amphibius kiboko, 1531 nucleotides long. RefSeq names its product HtrA serine peptidase 4 (gene HTRA4). The coding region runs from base 90 to 1523 and encodes 477 amino acids. Lineage: Eukaryota; Metazoa; Chordata; Mammalia; Artiodactyla; Hippopotamidae. Gene Ontology annotation, biological process: positive regulation of apoptotic process; proteolysis; programmed cell death. The record is from RefSeq and is a predicted model, not a curated record. Gene Ontology annotation, molecular function: serine-type endopeptidase activity; protein binding. The transcript has 9 exons. Gene Ontology annotation, cellular component: extracellular region.